CUGAAAAAUGCACUGUCGAGCGUGAGGAAGAGGGAGAGUGAGGAGGGAGAUGGAGCUAGGUGAAAAUCUGUGUGCGGCUGCUAGAGACGGCGACUGCGAAAAGCUCCUGUCUCUCAUCAGUGAGGGCGCCGACCCUUCAUAUUUCGACUCAAUGGGCCUGGCCCCAUUGAUGCACGCUGCUAAACAUGGCCACGCCCAAUGUCUCAGUGUCUUGCUCGAAGCUGGGGCACCAUGGAAUGCUCUUACGCCCUCCGGGCUCUCUGCUGGUGAUUUUUCCAUGGAAGCUGCCCACCAAGAAGCUUUUGAUAUUCUCCUCAAUGCAGGGAUCCAGGCUGAACUUUUACUGGGAACAAUAGCUAGGAGGAAAAAAGAAGCUGGCCAAGGCUCCUGUGAUGGUUAUUUGGAAGAUAGGGUUGCUUUCAGCGAGGACAGAUUAAUGGACUCUGAUAAUAAGGCAGUCAUGAUGGCUUGGGAGAAGCCGUUAAUGGAAGCUCAUGCUAAAGCUGUUUGUUGCGGAGGUGUUGAUGGUGGUGCGGGCCAAAUCUUGAAUGUUGGAUUUGGAAUGGGACUUAUUGACAUGGCUAUUCAACAAUUCUCACCUCUAUCCCACACUAUAAUUGAAGCUCACCCUGGUGUUUAUGCAAGGAUGCUUCACUCUGGGUGGGGAGAGAAACCAAAUGUGAAGAUCAUAUUCGGAAGAUGGCAAGACGUUCUUCCUGAGCUUCAAUCUUAUGAUGGCAUCUUCUUUGACACAUAUGGUGAGUACUAUGAAGAUCUGAGGGAGUUCCAUCAGCAUCUUCCCAAGUUGUUGAAGCCUGAUGGGGUCUACUCGUUCUUCAAUGGGCUUUGUGGGGAUAAUGCAUUUUUCCACAUGGUUUAUUGUCAGUUGGUUGCUCUAGAGCUUGCUCAUUUAGGUUUCUUAACGCAAUUUGUUCCAUUGCCUGUCAAGGACUGCCUACAAGAGAAAGUUUGGGAAGGAGUCGAGCACAAAUAUUGGCAGCUAGAUACAUACUACCUUCCUGUUUGUCAAUCUUCAUCUGAUUCGGGCUGAUUUUCUUACAUUGAAAGAUAUUCGUUUCUUAAAGCCGGAUCUCUCAGCUAUUGGCUGGCUACUUUUGGCGGCAUGGAAGUUCGUGCAAUUCAAGGUUUCUAGGUCUGGUUCAGGAUCUAUGGUUUGAGCACUCUGGUUGUUUUUUUUUUUUUUGCACUCUGUUUUUCUAAAUUUCAUUUUUUGUUUGAUUGAAAUCUAUCAUAUCUCACGAAAGGUCUGGGUCGAAGGUAUUUGUAUGAGGAAAUAAUUACUGGAAUAACAUUAUAUUUCAUGGAUCAUGAUUUCAUUGAUAAAUAUGUAUGGCAGUUCGUCAUAUUUGGUAAAAA
This is a messenger RNA of Amborella trichopoda, 1377 nucleotides long. RefSeq names its product ankyrin repeat family protein. The record is from RefSeq and is a predicted model, not a curated record. Gene Ontology annotation, cellular component: nucleus; cytoplasm. NCBI's taxonomy places the organism in Eukaryota, Viridiplantae, Streptophyta, Magnoliopsida, Amborellales, Amborellaceae. Gene Ontology annotation, molecular function: protein binding; protein-arginine N-methyltransferase activity.